This is a messenger RNA of Physcomitrium patens, 2065 nucleotides long. Lineage: Eukaryota; Viridiplantae; Streptophyta; Bryopsida; Funariales; Funariaceae. The record is from RefSeq and is a predicted model, not a curated record.
GUGAAGUGUUGCUGACGCCGAGGGUGCCGCCAAGUGCCACUGGUGAGGAAUCCCACGCCUGGCAGCGGGCAUUUCGGCAACUUUCGGAAGAGCCGGCAAAUCAAGAGGCGUGAUGGAGGAUUAAUCAGCCAGCUCGUGUCCCGAAGAAGAAGACGAAUGCGAGUGAUCAUCCUUGUCCACGCAGAUGUUGUUUCGGAGUCAGUUGUUAUCUAUCGUUGCAGUCGCACUUGGAUGGAGAAGCCCCAGGGAUGGUCGUCACUGACGCGCCAGAUGCUUAACAGCUCCUCGUCCCGUGACGAAGAUCCCUUCCCCUCGUUGCAAGGCGCGGGGGCGGGGGAUUCCAAACCAACAACUGUGGGUGUUGGGGGUUCACGGCGACCAGUGUUGCAGGCGCCAUUUGUGAGUGUGGUCGGCAAGGGUCGUCUACCGACUAGGGGCAGAGGGAAUGAGACGAAUUUGAAUCGCGAAGACGCCGCGGUUGCUAGAUUGCGGGAGCGGUAUGGCUGGGCGGAUGAUCGGUUGCUGCGGGACGUGUUGCAGGCCGUCGGGGGCGACGAGGAUGUCGCGUGUGGGCAGUUGGAUGCCAUGGCGGAGCCCUCGUCGCCUCCACCUGAAGGGCCGGGAGGGAAAUUUGACGUAGCUGGUGAUGGGUUGCGUUCUGCUGGCGCUGUGGAGUGCGAGAAGAAUGAUGUUUAUUUGAAGAAUCGGAGAGAGGCUUUGCGGAUGAGUCGGGGGAAGAAUGCUCGGGCUGCCUACAACGCGUACAUGGCAGGGGAUCACGCUCUCGCAAAGCAGUAUUCUCGUGAAGCUCACGAAAACUGGAAGACCGCUGAAAUACUGCACGCGCAAGCUGCGGAAGAGAUACUUUAUUCUAGAAAUGCAGACGGGGUUUUCAAUGUGUGGACGAUUGAUCUGCAUGGUUUACACGCAACUGAAGCAGUCAUGGCUCUUCAAGAACGGCUUGCGUAUCUCGAGGAAGAGUUGGCAAAGAAUCCAGGUUUUCUUUACAGCUCACAGCGAGUGCCAAACUCGCUCUCAGACGUGAAAGGAGAAGGGUUGGGUGUCAAUGGACUAAUGAACGGCAAGCAUGAACAGUCGUUACCUUUAGCGGCUUCUCGGGCCGUUGUGAAAAGUGACCUCUCCGUCAUAACAGGUGUUGGGCGGCAUAGUAAGGGUGGUCCUUCUCUUCCAUUGGCAGUCAAGAACUUCCUUCUCAGUAAUGGGUACAAAUUUACUGAACCAAGGCCUGGUGCUGUGUCUGUAGCUCCGAAGCGGCACUACGCCUGAGUAGAUUGUCGGUGUACAGUUCCCUUUGUGGUUGUACCAUUAUUGUCUUCAUCAGAUGCCGACUUGAUCUGAACUUGUUAUGCUUCAAAGCUUGCACACCAGUUUUGAUGUCGGCAACAGUUUGGUUCUGAGGCACGAAAUUACGCAUGUGGCCAUUGCAUGAAACAUCUUUACAUACGCUGCUACGGCAGUACUAGAAACUGUGUAGCCAUGGGCACUUGCUGUUUCAGUUUUGUAAUUUUAGACAUGGUGAGGUCCAACUCAGGUGGUGAGCUUAGAGCACGUUGUUUGACACAUAGGACUUACAGGGGCACAAUCUACAAACCUCAGUUUUCGUCCCAUCAAAUUAGCCGUAGUAAUCCCUGUGUAUCAGCCUGACAAUGUACCAUAUCUUGAGAAAGUAUGUUCCAGAAAAAUCUGGUGUUUCUGGUGCUUUGUAAGGUAGUGCAAAAAUAGGUCUUCGAAACUCCGAAGAUUUUGAGAGGCUCUUUCUGUGCAGUGGACGUGAUUUUAGGACUUGCUAGAAACGAAUUGCUGGAUUUUCUUGUCCAGGUCAAGUAAUCCAUUCGUUUAGGGAAUGUUUGAAGUUAUUUUGACAUCUCAGUAUCGGAGGCAUGGCGAAGGGAUGUUACACUAUAAGUAAAUGUUGGUGGAGAGGAACAUCUAUGAUAUGUAUUUACGUAGCAGCAGGUAUAUGAAUAGAAGUAAGAGUUUGAGAAACAACACUGUUGGAUUGAAUGAUGCUCUUCAUUAGUGAACAUGGAGAAUGCUUUGCGAA